AUGGAUGCACCGCAACCACAGCCAGCGAGUCCCCAAGCUCCAAACCCGCCGUCGACCUCAUUCUCAAAUUCAACUCUAAGUACAACCACAGCACCAGCCCAAAAGCCAGAACCGAUUGUCCUCAAACCAGAAACAAUCUGCUCCCUACCCGCCGAAUCCUUCCCCGACUCAAAUAGUACCAACAACUUAACCUGGCGCACCCUUCUCUCCACUUCCCCCCCACACCUCACCCCCAGCAGUAACAUGUGCGCUGGGCUAGCAAGCUGCCCACCGCACACGGGGCAACUCUCACUCCACCGCCACACCCAAGCCGAGAUCUACUACAUCACAUCAGGCCGUGGGAUCGUGAACAUUGAGGGCUUCCAGCACGAAGUCUCUGCGGGGAGUGUCCUUUUCAUCCCCGGGGACGCGGAGCACGGCGUCGUGAAUCGCGGAGAAGAGACGCUUGAGUGGUUCUAUGUUUUCCCCACAGCUGGGUUCGGGGAUAUUGUUUAUCGGUUUUCUGGUGAGGAGUGGUGGUAG
Molecule: messenger RNA, 522 nt
Organism: Aspergillus nidulans FGSC A4
Lineage: Eukaryota; Fungi; Ascomycota; Eurotiomycetes; Eurotiales; Aspergillaceae
Exons: 1
Coding region: 1-522 (173 amino acids)
Source: RefSeq, a predicted model, not a curated record